This is a messenger RNA of Pochonia chlamydosporia 170, 1611 nucleotides long. Its product is annotated as zinc finger domain-containing protein. The transcript has a single exon. The coding region runs from base 1 to 1611 and encodes 536 amino acids. The record is from RefSeq and is a predicted model, not a curated record. NCBI's taxonomy places the organism in Eukaryota, Fungi, Ascomycota, Sordariomycetes, Hypocreales, Clavicipitaceae.
AUGGCCUCCUCUUCUGCCACUCCUAAUAACCAUUCAGGCUCUUUCUCGACGCGGGCUGCCAGGACUACUCAUCAGGAGCCCGAGCCGGUCGUAUCUUCUUCGUACGAAAAUCCCCAGCAACCGGUACAGGAUUUCAAUUUCAACUCGGAUCACCAUAGGACACCACAUCUACUUCUAGCAGCGCCGGUGGCCCUCGAUAGAUUCCAAUCUCAGUUUGCCAGUGGCUUCACCAGAGCGGUUAAUGUCGACCGUGGGGCAAGUGCCGACGUCACGACAGACUGUACAACCCGCAACCAGUCACCAUUGCGUGCGUAUCUUUCCCCGGGGUACUCGAGUGUGCAUAGUCCAUCCAUGGCAAGUGAUGGCAUGUAUGAGCACUCCCAAGACUCGAACAGGGCUUGGCUGAUGACACCAACAAGAGACAUCGAAGGAAACACUCCCAACUGCACUGCAACUCCGGCACCUUCGAGAAGGGCCGGAGAUAGUAGCGAGGCAUUGCUUCCUGGCUUCGACUCUUCAACCUCCGAAACUACGACAACGAGUUGGUUAUCGCAUCCAUCAAGUACACAACAGCCGGGGCAGAUAAACUAUCACUCCACGGGAGACCAGUCCAUCAACAGCAUGGCAACCAUGCCGCCACAGCAGUCCCAGGGCGUCCCAUUGCAUUACCAUCUCUCCAACUUCCCAGAGCACCCUACUCCAAACUUGCUAUUUGGAAACACGACCAAUUUCGCGGAAAGCCCCGUACCGAACGAAGCUCCCUCAUUUGACAAUCAUAGUUUCGAUGGCCCUGCAGCUCGGUUCCGCGAGUCUCAUGCCAACAUGUACACCAUCAACAGCGGCACAGACGGACAUUUGGUAACAGGUACCGUUGUCGCUACGGCCCUUGGACAACCCCAUGACCCCGAUAGAAAGCCUAUGCAGUGCAAGUCUUGCAAAUUUAUCAUUGCAGAUGCAGCAGAGGAGAAGAUGCAUGACCUGCAAUGUGAGCGGAUUCCUUGUUUGUUCCAAUUUGCCGGAUGUAGAUCCAGGUGCAAAGGGAAGAACGAAUGGAAACGACACAUCAGAACACAGCACUUGCUAGAAGAAGCAUUUGUGUGUCCAUCGUGCGAGUCCAAGGUGUUCAACCGCAAAGAUCUCUUCAAGCAGCAUUACAUCCGGAUGCACUGCACCAAAGAGGAGGCCGAAGCACUGAGGAAGAGGCAGUGUUCCACGGUGUUCCAAAAGAAACUUGAAGAGUUGCAGUUGCAAGCCGUUCGUGCAGAUCAACCUGCACACCCAAGGGCAGACCAUUGCUUCAUGAUGGGCUGCCAAACCACGUUCGCCGAGGAAGACUCCUGGGGAAAAUGUUUGGAACACGUCGCCAAACAUCAGGAGGCUGUAAUGAGAGGCAAGGAAGAGAUACGCGAUUUCCAAUUCACAGAGGAGCAACUACGUUACUUUCAGGAUGUUGGGGCUCUGGCUCGCAAACCAGACGGCGAAUGGGUUCUUGGUCGGCAGUCUGACGGAGAGAGGGCUCGGACAAACAAGAAGAAGAAUCCGAAACCACAAACUGACGCCCGGCCAGGAAGGUCUGCGGUUUCAAAAUCUCAGCGUUACCGGCAACGGUAG